GUUUUGUCAUGACACGGCUAUCUACUCUACCAACAGAAAAUAUAUCAUCAAGACACCUAGUUCAUGAUGGAAUCUCCGUUCGUCAGCUUUGUGUUGUGUGCCAUUGUGACACUGUGUAUGUCAGACGAUCUAUCGGAAAAAAUCAAAGGAGGCCUGCCAGCAAGAAAAGGGGACUUCAGUUUUGCUGUUAGAAUAUUGAAAGAUAGUGAUUUUGUAUGUAAUGGAAUGCUGGUAUCACGUUCCUGGGUUCUUACGAGGAAGGGUUGUAUUGAAAAUGAGACAUGGGGCUACAAGAUUGUGUUCUCGUCCCUUUUCACUCGACAAGUUAGAUAUAUACAGACAAACAACAAGUACGACGAAAUUAUUCUUGCAAGACUGAAUAAGAGAGUGCAGCGAACAAAAGACAAUGUUCGACCAUUUGACCGUUUCAUCUGGAAAGGAGGUGAAGAACAAGUGACUGACUGUAAAA
Ruditapes philippinarum (Manila clam) is the source of this 469-nucleotide messenger RNA. Its product is annotated as transmembrane protease serine 11D-like. Gene Ontology annotation, molecular function: serine-type endopeptidase activity. NCBI's taxonomy places the organism in Eukaryota, Metazoa, Mollusca, Bivalvia, Venerida, Veneridae. The record is from RefSeq and is a predicted model, not a curated record. Gene Ontology annotation, biological process: proteolysis.